This is a messenger RNA of Anopheles maculipalpis, 4367 nucleotides long. Its product is annotated as SLIT-ROBO Rho GTPase-activating protein 1-like. The record is from RefSeq and is a predicted model, not a curated record. Bases 1 to 4299 code for a protein of 1432 amino acids. Gene Ontology annotation, biological process: negative regulation of cell migration; signal transduction. Gene Ontology annotation, cellular component: cytoplasm. The transcript has 14 exons. NCBI's taxonomy places the organism in Eukaryota, Metazoa, Arthropoda, Insecta, Diptera, Culicidae. Gene Ontology annotation, molecular function: protein binding.
AUGUUUCGCCCUUUUGAAGCAGUAGUAUUCAGUGUACCAAACCACGGCGACAUGAACGGAGUUACAAUGAUGGACGAGAACGAUAUGGACAUUAAGAGUCCGAUACGGCGUCUGGGAUCGACGAGAAAGCUGAAUCUAUUCAAUAAUAUCAGACAACAACUAAACGAGCAGCUCAAAUUUCUGGACGUCCGCAUGGAGGCACAGAUAGCGCUCGUACAGGAACUUCAAGACUUCUUCCGACGGCGUGGCGAGGUGGAACUGGACUACAGCAAAAGCUUGGACAAACUAGCUAAAAGCUUACAGCUUCGACACAAAGAGCAGCGCCAAAAACGCGAACAAUGGCCAAUGUUCUCUUCCUACUCGUGCUGGCAGCAGCUUGUCAAUCAAACCAAAUCUCUCUCCAGAGACCAUGCGGCCAUGUCGGAAAUAUACUCCACACACCUGGUGGCUCGUUUGCAAACGGUAUGGGACGACGUCCAGCGCAUAUAUCGAAAGUGUCGAGAGAUAGGGUUUGAGACGCACGUAGAAAUAUUGCGAAUUUUACAAGAACUCCACACGAAUAUGAAAACAUACCACACGCUGCAGACGGAAGCAAAAGAAGCUGAAAAAAAGUUGCGACUGGCUGAGAAUCAACGGAUGAAGCUGCAGCAGAGUGUCCCGAAGGAAAAGCUAGAUCGCAGCAAAAAGUAUCGUUUGAUAGAGAAAGAGGUGCUGAAGCGCAAGAACAAAUACACGGACGCAAGACUGAAGGCGCUAAAGGCGAAAAACGAGUAUCAGCUAUGCCUGGAAGCUUCUAACACGACGAUUCACAAAUAUUUCGUCGAAGAUUUGAGUGAUUUAAUUGAUUGCAUGGAUCUUGGUUUUCAUUCGGUUGUGUCGCGCGCUCUGCUGAUGCACGUUUCCGCUGACCAGGGCCGAUGUCGUGCGGUGCUACAUAAUGCUGAAACUCUCUCGCAUAUCGUCAACUCGAUGGACAGCCGUGCAGACAAGCAAAAAUUUCUUGAGCAACAUAGUGCCGCUUUCAUGAUUCCGAAACGGCUGGAGUUUCAGGGCCAAGACGAGGACGUAGAGCCAGAAUUACAAAAGGCGUUGCAUCAGGAGAUGGAAUCACGGCUAAUGCAGCUCGAGCAGCGCGUGAAUAACUUGCGUAUGGAAUCGGAAGAAAUAUGGAAAACGCUGGAAACGGCAGAAAUCAAUCUGCUCGAUAUACUGAACACGAAGGAUUACGAUUGCACUGGGGCGUUUGGCGAUGGUGCCGUUGCUUUCCAGAAGCCCGAAAACACGUCCGUGAAAUUGCGAUCGGAUAAGAACGAGAUCGAGGAGUUCUACAUAACGAAAAUACGCGAAUACAUUCUUGCAACGUCGCGAAUAGCACGGCUGGAUUCGAAGGCAGAAUAUCUCCGUAAUGCUUUAGCAAAAGAUUCGGCCAUCAAAACGGACACUCUUACAAAAUCGAACGUGCCCAAGCGAAAGCGCAUUGGCCGCAUGAACAAAUCGGGUCGGCCAAAGCUGUUUGGUGGUUCGCUGGAAGAAUAUCUUGAAGUGUCCGGCGAAGAAAUUCCAUUAAUUGUGCGAAGUUGUAUAAGAGUUAUCAAUCUUUACGGAUUGCAUCACCAAGGCAUAUUCCGAGUUUCAGGAUCUCAAGUAGAAAUAAGUAACUUUAAAGAAGCCUUUGAACGUGGCGAUGAUCCACUAGCUGAAAUGACCGAUGCAUCCGACAUCAAUUCUGUUGCGGGUGUUUUGAAACUCUAUUUACGAGAACUACGCGAACCGCUUUUUCCUUUAAUUUACUUCGAUCACUUUGUUCAGCUGGCACAACUCGAAUCCAAGCACGAUAUCGUAUCAGGUAUACGCAAAUUCUUCCAAAGUCUACCCAAGUCAGUUGUUGUGGUUGUUCGGUACCUCUUUGCCUUUUUGAACCACCUUUCCGAAUAUUCUGACGAAAAUAUGAUGGAUGCUUACAAUCUGGCCAUUUGCUUUGGCCCCACGUUGAUGCCAGCGCCAGAAGAUAAGGACCAAGUGCAGUACCAGAAUCAAGUAAAUGAGUUAAUCAAGAACAUCAUCGUCCAUCACGCAGAACUCUUCCCGAAAGAUCUUGGCGGGAUGCAUUAUGAAAAGUUUAUCACUUCGGAAACCUUUGAAGACAUUGAUGUUGGUGACUCUCCGACAGAGCAAGUAUCGGAAGAUCCGGACUCAGAAGUGUAUCCAUCCGAGGAUGAGUCGGACACGUUUGAAGCAAUUGUUCAGUUCGAUUUCAACGCACGAUCCGACAGAGAAUUAUCGCUACGAAAGGGGGAUACUGUGAUACUGUACAAUCAGGUUUCCAACGAUUGGUGGCGAGGUGCAGUAAACGGCAAAACUGGACUCAUUCCGGAUAAGUACAUUUCGCUAAAAAUCAAGGACGAAGAUCGCGAUAAAAGUGAACAUUUGAAAUCAUCCAGUUCCGAAGAAUCCGUCCGUAAGCGUCGUCCCAGUGGAAAUAUUUCACUCAACAGUCAGCUAUCGAUCUGUACACAAAACUCCAACACACUGUCUAACAUAACGUGUGGAAGCGACUACACCGCUUCCACCAUAAGCGCUGCAACGGCUUCGGCCAGCGGCCACAGUGCCGUUGUUGGCAGUGGAGCGACAGGAGGUGGCGGCGGUGGUGGUGCAUCUAGCAGCAGCAGCAUUGGAGCGUCCGGGGCCGCUGUAGGCUCAAUGCAACCAGCAUUGGCAUCUCCGGGCCAUCCGCAGUAUCAUACCAUUCAGCACGCACAAGUGGCUUCUUCCGUUCACCACGCAUCGGCAACGGCAACGUCACAGCAGUCACACACACAGCAGCAAUCGGUAGCAAUAGUAACGCACCAACCACCGUUGCCAUCUGCGCAUCAUGCUCCUCCAGUGAUUGGCGAGAAGUUGGGCAGUGAGCUGAAGGAUGCAGACUUCAUUCACUACGAUAGUGUGGAUCACUUGAAAGCAUCACCGUACAAUUACCACGACGAACCGCAUUCUUUCGAAAACUCCUUCGAGUUUGUCGAAGAUAUGGCUCUCUUCACAUACGAGACAUCAAAACCAUCGGAACCGAUCUAUGCAGAACCGACAAAAAUUACGAUGAACCGGGAAAAAUCGCCAGCGGCCGACAGUGGUACAAGCAGCAACAGCAACGACGAGGAAUCGGAUAACGUAGAACUCCGUCCGCGGCUUGGCGGGAUGGGUGAUCCACCAGAGCACAGCAAAUCAACGCUUGGAUUGAACCGCCGUAGCGAAUCGACACUCACGAGCACGAACAAAACGGUGGACGUAGACAGUGAUGGACUUUCGGCCACCACCGACGACCAAUCCGAUCAAACCAGACCGAUGCGCAAGUAUCAUUCGAAGAGCUUCAGUUUGUCCGAGAACAAGCUGUCUCUGGCUGCGGCUGGUGGAUCGGCCACACUAAACGUGUUUCAGCAAAACCGUGACCUGUGGCAGAAGCGUGCCGCACAAAGCUCCUAUCAGAAUCUGACAACAUCGCGCAUCCUCAGUCGCAACCGAAUUGCACCGGAUUUGGUGAUGGAUCUGCCUCCAUCAGCCAUCAACAAGGAAACGGCGCAUGCUUCGCGAGAAUCGCUGGACACGGAACUGGAAGACAUGACGUCGGCGGAGCGUUUUGCAGCACAAAACCAGUGCACGUUAAAGAAGAAUGAACGAUUUUCGAACGAAUCACCCGUGUACGAGAAUAAUACGAUGAAGAAGGAGGUUAAGCUGGAUGCGAAAGGAGGUACAGCGACGGACAAACCGAAAGCAGAGGUAAAGCCACAAGAAAUCAGUAUUAAAAACUCUAGCGCAGUAGAAGUCCCUCAGAAAAUCGAGGACUUUGUAGCGGGGGGAAGCACUAAAGAGGAAGAAUCGAGAAGGAUAUCGGGUGCUGCCAUCGCGGUGCCGGCUGUGUUGUCUUCCUCGCCGGCAGAAAGCAGCACUCCGAGCACAGUAACAGACGAAGAAGCGGAAGUCGUUUCAACCGUCAACGAGAGCGCUGGUUUGUUGACGGCAAGCUCUUCAGUCGCUGCCGGAAAGGAACUCAGCAAGAGUCCGAUUCCUGUUCGCAACACGCAGAAAUUUGUGUCCCAAUUUGCAGAUUUGCAUUUAACUGGCGGUUGUUUGAUCAAGUCAACGGAAGGCACUUCGGCGGCGACCGCUACUUCCAUGGCACAGGAGCAGCAAGCAAAGAGCCUGAGCUCGUUUAAGCCGCAGGUAAAGGUCAAGCCUCAGAUAUUGAAAAAACCACAGGUGCUACCACCGCAAACGCCCGAAAUGCAGCGCCGUAAUGCGGACUAGAAGUGGCUGUUGUUCUCGCGCUCUAACACUUUCAACAUGUAAUAAAUAUGUGUGAGUUAGUGGAGCGA